CACUGUCAGUAUACGAUUCGGAGGCAAAGCGUGCGGUUCACUGGCGAAGUUAACGAUAGCCAUAACGACGACGGCAGAAAGCGAACUGGGAAUAAGAAAAAUAAAAAAGCGAAAAACAAAACGAAAGAACGCUGCAUAAAGCGUCUAGCAGAAACGCUUAAGGAAUUAUGAAGGCAAUAGUAUAACAUCCAUUACUAACUAUAUAUAUAAACUCAGCAUUGGUAGAAACAGUAAAUCUUAUAUUAAAAAGAUGAACAGCGAUGAUGUGCAAAUAAUUAAAAAGACCUGGGAAAUUCCCGUGUCAACACCAACGGACUCUGGCGCUACUAUAUUAACAACAUUCUUUAACCGUUAUCCGUCCAAUUUGGAAAAAUUUUCCUUUCGAGAUGUACCCCUAGCUGAAUUACCCACAAAUUCACGUUUCCGGGCGCAUGCUAGUCGCAUUAUACGUGUGUUUGAUGAGUCAAUUCAAGCCCUGGGUCAGGAUGGUGAUCUAGAAAAGAUAGGAGAGAUCUGGACCAAGGUGGCUACAAAUCAUAUUCCACGAAAAAUAAGCAAGGAGUCAUAUAAUCAACUAAAGGAAGUAAUUCUUGAAGUGCUCACCGCUGCCUGCAGCCUAAACGAAAGUCAAGCGCAAUCGUGGGCAAAACUGGUGGAUCACGUGUAUGUGAUUAUCUUCAAGGCCAUUAACGAUGACGGCGACGCCAUAUAAGACCACAAAUUAGAGGAGGGUGAUCUUAAUAAAAGAAUACAUGUACGUCAUUGCUUGUGUAGCUUUUAGUAAAUAAAUAAUGAUAAAAUGUUA
Drosophila busckii is the source of this 805-nucleotide messenger RNA. RefSeq names its product globin CTT-VI. Gene Ontology annotation, molecular function: oxygen binding; heme binding. NCBI's taxonomy places the organism in Eukaryota, Metazoa, Arthropoda, Insecta, Diptera, Drosophilidae. Bases 251 to 712 code for a protein of 153 amino acids. The record is from RefSeq and is a predicted model, not a curated record. The transcript is spliced from 4 exons.